ACGGGCCAUGAGGUGGUGUGUCAAGAUUCCGUUCUAUUUCCUGAAGGAGGAGGACAAAACUCGGAUCAAGGCCAGCUCAAUGGAUGGCCCGUGUUGCAAGUGAGUCGGAAAGGUCUGCAAGCCGUUCAUUUUGUGGCGGACUCGCCCGGUUUUUCAGUGGGUGAGGUGGUCCAACAAGAAGUGGAUUGGACCCGCCGAUUUGACCAUAUGCAGCAACAUACCGGCCAACAUUUGAUCUCGGCCUUAUUUGAAUCCCAAUUGGAGAUCAACACCACGUCGUGGUGGAUGGCCGAAAACAAUGGCGACAAGGUUGGGGUCUCCUACAUAGAAUUGGAUCAACCAAACAUCACAAAGGAGCAACUCCAACAAAUAGAAGAUCAAUGCAAUCAAGCUAUUCGUGAACAUCUGGACGUACGCGUUCAUGUAUAUGAGGAUGCUCAUGAUCCUGCCCUAACGGUGGCUCAUACCAGGGGAUUACCGGAUGAUCUGGCUGGACCCGUGCGGGUGGUCAACAUCGGCUCUUUAGAUAGCAACAUGUGUUGUGGCACUCAUGUGAAAAACCUGUCUGAACUUCAGGCCAUAAAACUCUUGAGUGUAGACAAAGGAAAAAAAUCCAAGAGCCUGCUCAAUUUUGUGGUUGGUAAUCGGGUCUUGAAGUACUUGAACAAUGGUUUCCAAAGAGAACAAGCCCUGACUCAAAUCUUGAAAGGCGGUAUCGACGACCACAUCGAUCUGGUGGGCAAGUACGUCAAGAAUGUGAAGAUCGCACAGAAAACAUUACAGAACGUUCUGAAGGAGUUGGCUGUCAUGGAAGCCAAUGUGAUCAACCAACAGAACGACAGGAAAUUCGUGCUUGUUCACAAGAAAGACGGAGACAGCGAUUACAUGAACACCUUUCUUCAUGAGAUGAUAAACAAGGAUCUCUUUGUGUGCAUCGCGGUGGGAGAUGAAACUCAGGGCCCGUGUCAAUUAGCCAUUGUAGGCCAGGAAGACAUUGUUCAGGAUCUUGGACCAAGGUUAAUAAAAAUCUUAGGAGGAAAAGGGGGUGGAAAAGGCCAUCGAAUCAAUGGUCGGAUCCCGUCAUUCAAGUCCUGGCCCAAUGUUGUGAAGGAAGUGGAAGCGUAUUUUUCCGAUUAACAUCAUUUUAUUGUCAUUCCUUGUGAGCAUUUGUGACUAUUAAUAUAAAGCUUUGAUGGC
Molecule: messenger RNA, 1197 nt
Organism: Tigriopus californicus
Lineage: Eukaryota; Metazoa; Arthropoda; Copepoda; Harpacticoida; Harpacticidae
Product: alanyl-tRNA editing protein Aarsd1-B-like
Biological process (GO): regulation of translational fidelity; alanyl-tRNA aminoacylation
Molecular function (GO): Ser-tRNA(Ala) deacylase activity; alanine-tRNA ligase activity; nucleic acid binding
Source: RefSeq, a predicted model, not a curated record